Lodderomyces pseudojiufengensis is the source of this 5181-nucleotide messenger RNA. RefSeq lists its product as uncharacterized. The coding region runs from base 1 to 5181 and encodes 1726 amino acids. Gene Ontology annotation, biological process: rRNA processing. The record is from RefSeq and is a predicted model, not a curated record. Gene Ontology annotation, cellular component: small-subunit processome; nucleolus. NCBI's taxonomy places the organism in Eukaryota, Fungi, Ascomycota, Pichiomycetes, Serinales, Debaryomycetaceae. Gene Ontology annotation, molecular function: RNA binding; protein binding. The transcript has a single exon.
AUGUCAGAUACAACAAAAUCUACAUUAAGUAGUAAUGAACUUGCAUUUCCAAGAGGUGGUAAUACAAAAUUAACACCAUUAGAAGUUAAAGAAAUAUCAAAUGAAGCAACAAAAGAUGUGUUAUUUGAAAUAAAUGAAAAAAAGAGAACCAAUGAGUCAAAUCAAGACAACAGUAAAUUAAAACAACGUAAAAAAUCAAGAAGAAGUAAUAAUACAAAAAAUGAAAAAAUAGAGGAAGAAGAAGAUUCAAAUAAAUUAUCUAUUGAAUAUUUAAAUUUUAAAAAUUUAUUUCCUGGAUCAUUAGUAUUUGGACAAAUUCAAUUUAUAAAUAAAUUAGAUAUAGGUUUAGCAUUAGAAAAUAAUUUAGUUGGUUAUAUACCUAUUACUUCAAUAAGUUCACAAAUUACAGAAUUAAUAAAUCAAUAUGAAAACGAAAGUGAAGAAGAAGAAGAAGAAAGUGAUGACGAAAAUGAUCAAGAUAAUGAAGAAUCUACUACUAUAGCUAAUUUAAAAAAUCAAAAAGAAUUUCCAGAUUUAAAAUCUAUUUUUAAAAUUGGAUCAUGGUUAAAAGCAAAAGUUGUUGAAUCAAAUGAUGAGUCAAACCAAAAAAGAAAAAGAAUAGAAUUAAACAUUGAACCAGAUCAAGUUAAUAAUAAUUUAGAAAAAGAAGAUUUAAUUCCAGGUAAUAUAUUACAAGCUUCAAUAAAAUCAAUUGAAGAUCAUGGUAUUGUUUUAGAUUUAGGAAUUAAUGGAUAUUCCGGGUUUAUAUUAAAUAAAGAUAUAGACAAUGAAUCAAUUUCACUAAAAGAGGGUUUAGUUAUUUCAACUAUUAUAAGUUCAAAACCAUCAGGUAGAAUAAUAAAUUUAAAACCACUUGAUUCAACCACAACAUCAACUAAAAAAUCAAUCACCACAAUAUCAUCAAUAGAUUCAAUUCAACCAGGUAUAAUAGUAGAUGCAUUAGUUAAUGAAAAUUCAGAAUUAGGAAUAUUCACAAAAGUAUUUGGAUUAAUUAAUGGUACAAUAAAUUUAUCAGAUUUACAAGAUUUUAAUAUAACAAAUAUAAAAGAAAGAUUUGCUGUAGGAAAUACAGUAAAAGCAAGAAUAUUAGCUAUAUUAUCAUCAAAUGGAAUUAAAAAAUUGAUAUUAUCCGUAUUACCAAAUGUUUUAAAUUUACAAAAUGAAGAAUCUAAAAAUAAUUCAUUGGAAGCGUUUCCCGUUGGUCAUAUUUUUGAAGAAAUUGAAAUUAUUGGUUCAGAUAAAGAAUAUUUAUUUGGAAAAUUUGGAUCAAAUGAAUUAUAUGGACAAAUUCAUAAUUCAAAUAUUGAUACUAAACAAAAAACAUUAAUUGAUUAUAAUAUUGGUUCAAAACAUAAAUCAAGAGUUAUUGGUUUUAAUAUAAUUGAUAAUUUAUUAAUAUUAUCAUUAGAUCCAGCAGUUAUUAAAGCUGAAUAUUUAAAUGUUAAAGAUAUACCAAUAGGUACUUUAAUAAAUUGUGAAAUUACAAAAGUUUUACCUGAUUCUGAAGGUAUAAAUGUUAAAUUUUUAGAUAAUAAGUUUAAUGGAUUUAUACCAAGUAAUCAAAUGUCAGAUAUUAAACUUAUAUAUCCUGAAAAAAAAUUUAGAAUUGGGUCCAAAAUAAAAGGUAGACUAUUGGGAUUCAACAAGAAUUUACCUCAAAUAACUAUUAGAAAAUCAUUAGUUAAUUUAGAUAAUGAUGAAAUAUUAUAUAAUUUUGAUCAAGCUUUCAUAGGUUUCAAAACAAAUGCAAUAAUUUCAAAAUUUGUUCAUGGAGGAGUUAUUGUAUCAUUUUUUGGAAAUUUAAAAGCAUUUUUACCCAAAAAUGAAAUUUCAGAAACUUUUGUUGAUGAUGCAAGUAAAUAUUUAAAAUUAAAUCAAGUUGUUAAAAUUAAAAUUUUAGAUAUAUUGGACAAGGAAAAAAGAUUAAUUGUUACUUUAAAACAAUCAACUUCUUUAUCUUCAGUUCAACGUGAUGAAAUUAAUAAACUAAUUCCUGGAGAAUCUAUAAUUAAAGCUAUAAUAUCUGAAAAGACGAAUAAUUCAGUAUUAGCUGAAAUUGAAAAUUCAAAUAUUAGAGGAGUUAUAUAUGAUGGUCAAUUAUCUGAUGGAAAUUAUGAACAAAAUCGUUCAUUAUUAAAAAAAUUAAAAAUUUCAAGUGAAAUUGAAACAUUAGUGUUGGAAAAAGAUUUAAAAGCAAGAACUGUUAUAUUAACUGCCAAAAAUUCAUUAAUUGAAGCUUCUAAAAGCAAACAAUUCCCCAUAGAUCUUGAAGAUAUACAACAAAAUAAAAUUAUAAAAGGUUAUGUUAAAUCAGUUACAAAUUUAGGUAUAUUUGUUUGUUUUACUGGAAGAUUAACUGGUUUAAUAUUAGCAAAAUAUGCAAUAAAAAAUCAAGCGGAAGAUAUUCAUAAAAAAUUUUAUAAAAAUCAAUCAUUAACUUGUAAAGUUCUUAGUAUUGAUUUUGAAAAUAAAAGAUUCUUAUUAACAUUAGCAUCAAAUAAUGAAAUAAAUAAUAAUAAUGAUAAAAUUAUAAAUCCAAUUGAUAAAACAAAAAAUUUAAUAAGUGAUUAUAGUGAAAAUUCAAUUACUUCAUGUAUUAUAAAAUCAAUAAAGGGAACUCAAUUAAAUGUUCAAUUAGGUGAUAAUUUACAAGGUAGAAUAGAUAUAACAAAAUGUUUUAAUAAUAUAAAAGAUAUAAAAAAUUUAAAUCAACCACUUUCAAUUUUUAAAAAGGGAGAAAUUUUAAAUAAUGUUAAAAUUUUAGGAAUUCAUGAUGUUAAAAAUCAUAGUUAUUUACCAAUAACUCAUAAAAAUUCAAAUAAACAAAAUAUUUUAGAAUUAUCAUUAAUUGAUAAUACAGAUUCUACAGACGUACAAAAAUCAAUUUCUAAUUUUAAAAUAAAUGAAGAAAUUUUAUGUUUUGUAAAUAAUAUUGAUAAAGGAUAUUUAUGGGUUUCAAUUACACCACAAAUAAAAGGCAGAAUUUCAUUUUUUGAUUUAAGUAAUAAUGGAGAAAUAUUAAAUGAAGAUAUUGAUAAUAAAUUCCCCAUUGGUUGUGCAAUAAAAGCACGAGUUAAAAAUAUUAAUAAUGAAUUUAAAAUCUUGGAAUUAUCUAUUAGAGAUAAAUAUAUUGAAUCUAUUAAUGAUUUAGUAGUUGGUGAAAAUUAUCCUGGUAGAAUUAUCAAGAUUAAAGAUAUGUAUGUUUUAGUUGACUUAGGUAAUAAAAUUAUUGCAUCAUCAUUUAUAACUGAUGCAUUAAAUAAUUAUUCGAAUAAAUUAUCUUCAAUUUUUCAAAUUAAUGAUUAUGUAUCUGCAAAGAUAUUAGAUAUUGAUUUAGAUCAACAAAAAGUAUCAGUUAGUUUAAAAACAAAUGAAUCAAUAGAUAAAACAAUAAAUUCAAUAGACGAUUUAAAAAGAGGUGAUAUUGUAAAGGGUUUUAUUAAAAAUAUUAAUAAUAAUGGUGUAUAUAUUUCAUUAGGUCGUUCAAUUUUUGCAUUAGCAAGAGUUUCAGAUUUAAGUGAUUCAUAUUUAAAAGAUUGGAAAAAAUAUUUUAAAAUUAAUCAAUUAGUAACUGGUAAGAUUAUAAAUUGUAAAGAAGAAGGUAGAAUAUUAAUUACCCUAAAAGAGAGUUUAAUAAAUGGUAAAUUAAAUUACUUAAAAUCUUUUGAAGAUUUAAAAAUUGGUGAAAUUUAUGAAGGUAUUGUAACAAAAUCUACGGAUUUUGGAGUUUUUAUAAAAUUAAAUAAUACUUUAAAUAUCACGGGGUUAUGUCAUAGAUCUGAAAUUUCAGAAAAUUCAGAAAUUCAAAAUCCCGUUAAAUUAUUUGGUGAAGGUGAUUUAGUUAAAGUUAAGAUUUUAAAAAUUGAUGAAGAUAAAAAACAAUUGUCUUUAGGUAUGAAGGCUUCUUAUUUUAAUGAGAAUGUUGAGGAUAAUGGAGAUAAUGAAGUAGUAGAUGUUGAAAUGGCUGAUGCAGAAGAAGAUGAGGAAGACGACGAGAAUGAUUAUGAAGAUGAAGAUGAAGAAAAUGAAGAUGUAAUAAUAGACGCCGAAGAAGAAGAAGAAGAAAACGAUAGUGAAGAUGAAGAGAGUGAAGAUGAAAAUAAUGAAGAAGAAUCAGAUUCAUUACAAUUAUCAACUAAUGGAUUUGAUUGGACAGCAUCAAUAUUAGAUCAAAAUCAAAAUGAAGAAAUAUCGUCAUCAGAAGAUGAAGAAGAUGAUAACACCACAAAUACCAAAAAGUCAAAAAGAAAACAAAAACAAUCAAAACAAAUUGAAGAUAAAACAUUAGAUUUAAACACCAGAACACCUCAAUCAAAUUCAGAUUUUGAAAGAUUAAUAUUAGGUAACCCCAAUAAUUCAAUAUUAUGGAUGAAUUAUAUGUCAUAUAAUUUACAAUUAAGUGAAAUUGAAAAAGCAAGAGAAAUUGGAAAAAGAGCAUUAGAAACAAUAAAUUAUAGAGAAGAAAAUGAAAAAUUAAAUAUUUGGAUUGCUCUUUUGAAUCUUGAGAAUUCUUUUGGUACUAAUGAUUCAUUAGAUUCAAUUUUCAAAAAAUCUUGUUCUUAUAUGGAUGAAUUUAUAAUGUAUCAAAAAUUAAUUAAUAUUUUAAAAUUAAGUGAAAAAAAUGAAAAAUUAGAACAAGAGAUAUUCCCAAAAUUUUUAAAAAAAUUUGGGUCCAAUUAUUUAAGUUGGAUAAUUUAUGGAUCAUAUUUAUUAGAUCAAGAAGAUAGAUCUAAAAUAAAUGAAAUUUUAACUAAGGCAUUAACAAUAUUGCCAAAAUCUCAACAUAUAGAAUUAAUUAAAAAUUUUGCAAUUUUAGAAUUUAAAAAGGGAGAUGUUGAAAAGGCAAGAUCAUUAUUUGAAGGAUUAAUUAGUGAUUUACCAAAAAGAAUAGAUUUAUGGAAUAUUUAUUUAGAUCAAGAAAUUAAAUAUUAUUCAACUAUUGAUCAAGAAGAUAAAGAACAAUUAAAACAAUUAAAAUUACAAAUUGAAAAUUUAUUUGAAAGAGUUAUUGAAUUAAAAAAGAUUAGUAGAAAACAAGUUAAAUUUUUUUUUAAUAAAUGGUUAAAAUUUGAAGAAAAUAUUGGUGAUGAAAAAAUGAUUAAAAAAAUUAAAUCAAAAGCUAUUGAAUAUGUUGAAAAAAAUUCUAAUAAUAAUGAAUAA